This is a messenger RNA of Apaloderma vittatum (bar-tailed trogon), 2290 nucleotides long. It is a transcript of the gene SEMA3A, whose product is annotated as sema domain, immunoglobulin domain (Ig), short basic domain, secreted, (semaphorin) 3A. The record is from RefSeq and is a predicted model, not a curated record. Lineage: Eukaryota; Metazoa; Chordata; Aves; Trogoniformes; Trogonidae. Gene Ontology annotation, biological process: negative chemotaxis; negative regulation of axon extension involved in axon guidance; semaphorin-plexin signaling pathway. The annotation marks the transcript as partial. Gene Ontology annotation, molecular function: chemorepellent activity; semaphorin receptor binding; neuropilin binding. The transcript has 7 exons.
UGUCCCAGUAAAACAUUUGGAGGCUUUGAUUCCACCAAGGACCUUCCUGAUGAAGUUAUAACAUUUGCAAGAAGUCAUCCAGCCAUGUACAACCCAGUAUUCCCCAUCAACAACCGACCAAUCAUGAUCAAAACAGAUGUGGACUACCAGUUCACACAGAUAGUAGUAGACAGAGUGGAUGCAGAAGAUGGCCAAUAUGAUGUGAUGUUCAUUGGCACAGAUAUUGGAACAGUUCUCAAAGUGGUUUCAAUUCCUAAGGAGACUUGGCAUGAGUUAGAGGAAGUCUUGCUGGAAGAAAUGACAGUCUUUCGGGAACCCACUGUUAUUUCAGCAAUGAAGAUUUCCACAAAGCAGCAACAGCUCUACAUUGGCUCAGCCACUGGAGUUUCACAGCUUCCUUUACACCGCUGUGAUGUGUAUGGAAAAGCAUGUGCUGAGUGUUGCCUUGCGAGAGACCCUUACUGUGCCUGGGACGGUUCAUCUUGCUCACGUUACUUCCCCACUGCUAAGAGACGUACUAGACGACAAGACAUCCGAAAUGGAGACCCACUUACCCACUGCUCAGACCUGCAGCAUCAUGAUAACCCAGGUGGUCAGACCUUGGAGGAAAAGAUUAUCUAUGGAGUAGAGAAUAGCAGCACUUUUCUUGAGUGCAGUCCAAAAUCUCAGCGUGCUGUAGUCUACUGGCAAUUCCAGAAGCAAAAUGAUGACCGCAAAGAAGAGAUAAAGGUGGAUGAUCGCAUGAUCCGGACAGAACAGGGCCUAUUGCUACGAAGUCUUCAACGGAGAGACUCUGGUGUUUAUUUUUGUCAUGCUGUGGAGCACGGCUUCAUGCAAACUUUGCUCAAAGUGACCCUGGAAGUAAUUGAUACUGACCACCUCGAAGAGCUGCUCCAUAAAGAAGAAGAUGGUGAUGUCUCCAAGACCAAGGAUGCUACCAAUAGCAUGACUCCCAGUCAAAAGAUCUGGUAUAGAGACUUCAUGCAGUUAAUCAAUCACCCCAAUCUCAACACAAUGGAUGAGUUCUGUGAGCAAGUUUGGAAAAGAGACCGCAAACAACGCCGACAAAGGCCUGCCAAUGCGCAGGUGAAUACAAAUAAGUGGAAGCACCUACAAGAGAAUAAAAAAGGUAGGAACAGGAGGACCCAUGAAUUUGAGAGGGCACCACGGAGUGUCUGAGCUACAUUACCUCUAGGAACCUCAUCCAAGUGGAAACUUGUACAGACAGAUAACUGGAAAAAAAAUGCAAUAUUCAUGAACUUUUUCAUGGCAUUAUGUGGAUGUUUACAAGAGUGGAAAGUUCAAACAAUUUCCACCAGAUUUAAAUAAAAUCAAUUUCUAACUUUGCUAGUAAGUCUUUUUUCUCUGCUCUGAUUCUAAGACCAGAAAGACCAGAGUUUCAAGGAUGGUAACUCACCCGGACCUAGCUUACUGCUCAGAAAGUUCUGCAAGUGUUCCGCAGGCAAGUUUUGCUUUCUUUUGCCUGAGAUGUAAACAAAAUGCUGUAUUUCAUGCUGUCUUCUUAAAGAAAAGAAAAAUAAAAUCCCACCUUUCAUCAUCAGCACUACCAUUUCUAGACUUAUAUAUAAAACUGCAUGAACUCAUUAAGCUGAUGAACGUCUAAACACGAUUGGACACAAGGAUUUUGUUCUUGUUUUGUCUACCAGUUCUCCUGUUUAUAUGUACUAGAAGAGGAAAAACAAUACUGAAUAAAAUUGUUUGUUGAAAUCUGAACAACAUAAGCCAUCCAUCAUCUGGAAGAACAAAAAAUGUGGAGUACACUGGCCUACUACUGAUGACUUCUUUCAGCUUUGAUCUAAAGAUGUAUUUUAUUAAAACUAUAAUUUAAAUGUACCAUGAAAAAUAUGCAGCAAACAUUAGUUCUUUUCCAAAAUAGAUUAGACUUUUUGUCUUAGAAAUAUUGUACUUUCUAAUUAUUGGUUUAGAGAAGAAAAAAGACAACUACCAAUUAUGAGCUGCUUUACUCUUUUCUUUGGAAAAUCUUCCGGGGGAGCUAGUCACAGUGCAGUUAACCUCCUCCCCUCUCAGUAAUCUAUAUGACAUGUAACUUCAAAAUGAUGUUAAAACUAAGCUAUUUUAAUAUGAAAGUUGCUGUAUAGCAUGGAAGUCUUCUGCAUUCUUUUUUUCUAAGUAUGGUAUUUGAAAUGAUUCAACUUGCAUAAUACCUUGCUAUAGAUUGAACCAAUGAGGAGGAGAGCCUUCAUUUUCAGUUGUAUAUUUUUUUUCUAAUUAAAAAAGUAAAUAGCAUUAAAAUACCCUGUACUAAUUA